Centrocercus urophasianus (Greater sage-grouse) is the source of this 798-nucleotide messenger RNA. It is a transcript of the gene PNMT, whose product is annotated as phenylethanolamine N-methyltransferase. Gene Ontology annotation, molecular function: phenylethanolamine N-methyltransferase activity. NCBI's taxonomy places the organism in Eukaryota, Metazoa, Chordata, Aves, Galliformes, Phasianidae. The record is from RefSeq and is a predicted model, not a curated record. Bases 1 to 798 code for a protein of 265 amino acids. Gene Ontology annotation, cellular component: cytosol. The transcript has 3 exons.
AUGAGCAGCCUGGAUGCCAUCCGGGAGGGCUACGCACGCUUUGAGCCCCACGCCUACCUGCACAACAACUACGUGCCCCCCCGCGCCGACUUCUCCUCCGAGGAAUGCGUGGUGCCCUGGAAGCUGAGAUGUUUGGCCGAAACCUUCGCCAGCGGUGAGAUCUGUGGGCGCACGCUCAUCGACGUGGGCUCGGGCCCCACCAUCUAUCAGCUGCUGAGCGCCUGCGAUCACUUCGAGGAGAUCGUGGCCACCGAUUUCCUGGAGGUGAACCGGGAGGAGCUGCGGCGUUGGGUGCGGGGUGAGCCUGGAGCUUUCGACUGGAGUCCCUUCAUCCAGCACGUCUGCAAGAUCGAGGGGCGCGGGGAGCCCUGGCAGGACAAGGAGCAGCGGUUGCGGGGCCGCCUGCGGCGCAUCCUCCCCAUCGACGUGCACCAUGCAGACCCACUGGGCGCCCCACUGCGCCCCCCGGCCGAUGCUCUGCUCUCCACCUUCUGCCUGGAGGCCGUCAGCCCCGACCGCGCAGCCUUUGGACGAGCGCUGGUGAAUGUGGGCUCAAUGCUGCGCCCGGGGGGCCACGCCGUGCUGCUGGGGGCUCUGGGGGAGUCCUUCUACCUGGCGGGCGCCGCGCGGCUGCCCGUGGUGCCGCUGGAUGAGGAUGACGUCCGCGGGGCUCUGAGCGAUGCUGGGUUCACCCUCCUUGAUUUCCGCUCCUAUCCCAUGCCCCCCGCGCUGCGCACCGGCGUGGAUGACGUCGAUGGAGUGUUCUUUGUCCAUGCACAGAAACCACUGGAAGGCUGA